AUGUACCUCAGCAAGAAGGAGAAGAACGUUUUCAUCCUGGAAGGUACCAAGUCGGCAGGAUUCUCUGGCUGCGGCUAUGGUGGCAGUCCCGAGGAGCGGCUGGCGAUGGAAAGCGGGCCUUUCUCACUGACAGCGGAAGUCAAGUGUGUGCCCGGGGAGCAGACGCCCGACCAGCAGGUCUUUCUGCUCCUGGACUGCACCAGCGUCACGGAUCUUUCUUCCGGCUGCGACUUCUGUGCAGUUCGCCUGAGCUUCGACACCCGCGAAGUGCGAGUGGAGAGCCAGAAGCGCAACGCGACGACGCAAAC
Messenger RNA from Symbiodinium necroappetens, 308 nucleotides. Lineage: Eukaryota; Dinophyceae; Suessiales; Symbiodiniaceae. The record is from the annotation of a GenBank genome assembly.